Huiozyma naganishii CBS 8797 is the source of this 294-nucleotide messenger RNA. It is a transcript of the gene SFT1, whose product is annotated as Sft1p. The record is from RefSeq and is a predicted model, not a curated record. Gene Ontology annotation, biological process: intra-Golgi vesicle-mediated transport. The transcript has 2 exons. The coding region runs from base 1 to 294 and encodes 97 amino acids. Lineage: Eukaryota; Fungi; Ascomycota; Saccharomycetes; Saccharomycetales; Saccharomycetaceae.
AUGUCAACCUCAAACUACUCCCAGGUAGAAUCUAAUAAUGAUGAAAGAUUAAACAGUCUAGCAAACAAGCUGGCUACUUUUAGGAACAUUAACGAGGACAUAAAUGAGCAAGCUGUAAAUGACAGUUCUUUGGUGGAUCAAAUCUCGAACACUUUUGGAAGCUUGUCCAACAAUAUCAGGAACUCGUCUUCUCGGCUGACGAGGACCAUGGGGAUGGGUAACAGUAUAUGGAAAAUGGUUGGGCUUGCAUUAUUGCUCUUCUUCAUCGUUUAUAAUUUAUAUAAAUUAUUCUGA